UCCAUAUCCGGGUGAAGUUUUGUUUACAGUCCGGAUGGUGGACGCUGAAGUCUGAGGGGUUUUAAUGAGAAAACUGGGUUCACAUCGAGGAGAUCCACAGUUUUUGAUGUGUUAUCAGUACAAAUGGCUUCUCAGAUCCCCAUAACCGUCAGAGCCCAGCCGGCAGCCGCCAGCAGUGCCGCUCUCCGGGGGAAGAAACGUCCCGGCAGCCUGGCGGUCUCAGCCGCUCCGCAGGCCCCCGGGAGCGGCAGCAAGAAGAAGAAAGCCCCGCCGAUGGUGACCCCGACCGUACAGACACAGAUAACCGUAGUAGAGACGGUAGCAGAGGUGAAGGCAGCGGCAUCAGUAGACAGCGGUCCAACACCUACCACAGAGCCCACUGCAAAGCCUCCUCCAUUCAAAGACCCCACAUUCAUGCACUCUGGGAUUGGUGGAGCAGCAGCAGGCAAAAAGAAUCGGACCUGGAAGAAUCUCAAACAGAUUCUGGCUUUAGAGCGGACUUUACCCUGGAAGUUUGAUGAUCCCAACUACUACAACAUAGAUGCCCCUCCCUCCUUGAAGCCAGCCAAAAAAUAUUCUGACAUCUCUGGACUGCCUGCAAACUACGUGGACCCACAGACAAAACUACGCUUCACAUCCUCUGAGGAGUUCUCCUACAUCCGCCUCCUCCCCACUGAUGUCGUCACAGGCUACCUGGCCCUUCGAAAGGCAACGUGCAUCGUGCCUUAAUGGCAGAGUGAGCCCUGAACCAGAAUCAAACCAGAGCAGAACUCUGGUUCACUGUCACAAGUUGAAAAACAUCUGCACUGCUGUCGUGAAAAAAGCAGCUUGAGUCAUAAUUGUUACUGUGUGACAAGACACAUACAACUAAUUUGGAUUUUUUUUUCAAUUAAGAAAAAAACCAAUUGAGUGUUGCUUAUUGCUGGAAUUAAUAAUGUCCCUCUAUCAGAAAAUGUCCAGUGAACUGGACAAAACCUUAAAGGGACAGAAAGUUAAUUCUUAUUUUUUAAGUUAGUUGAAAACACAGCAGUAGGUAAUUCCUUUGCUUAUUUAUUCAAAUGUAUUUCUUGCUGCUCUGGAUAUUUUUAAUGAAAUGUUCCUACAAACCCUGCAGCGUGUUUGUCUCUUUUAUUGUGGAGCAAUGUGACUACUUGGCAGUGGAAAGUAAUCUGAUCGGUUAAGAGAAGAGUCAUCGUUGUUUCUUCAUUUCAGUUUGUUACUUGUUAUUUUUGUGUUGCAUAUUAAAGAUCACUUGAAUUUUCA
Molecule: messenger RNA, 1263 nt
Organism: Paralichthys olivaceus (Japanese flounder)
Lineage: Eukaryota; Metazoa; Chordata; Actinopteri; Pleuronectiformes; Paralichthyidae
Gene: ino80c
Product: INO80 complex subunit C
Biological process (GO): chromatin remodeling
Cellular component (GO): Ino80 complex
Source: RefSeq, a predicted model, not a curated record